CAGCAACAGCAGCAGCAGCAGCACAACCCGUAUUCAAGUGCGCCCUACUCACAGACGCUGCCGUCACCCGCCCAUCAGCAGUUCGCACAGAACCGCCAGACCGCCUCGCCGGCCCUGAGUAACCAAGGCCAGCCGUAUGCCACGCCUCAGCCGCAGCAGUCGCCCACCACUCUGCCAUCGUCCAACGGCCAGCAGCAGCCCAUGAGCCUUCACCUCCCCUCGCAGGUCAAGAGCGAGCCUGCGCAGGCGCAGGCUCCGGUCAAGGCUGUGCCGCCGUCGCCCGUGUCGCCCGCCACGCCAGCGAAAGCCCACGAGCGCGUCGCCGUGCUUCUCGAGAUCAACAGCAUCCUCAUCAAUGAGGCCACCUCCCUCCAGAGCCAGGGCAAGGGAGGUCAGAUAGCGGCGCCCGAGGAAGGCAAAUCGCAGCCGUCCAAGGACUACAUUAGGCGCCUACAAGCCAAUCUCACCUAUCUCGCACAAAAUGCCGAGAAGGUACCGAAACCCGGACAGCCCAUCCAGCCCGGGCCCGCGAUCAUGUCUGCGCCUGUGACACACGAAGAGCUUGGCAAGCUUUACGUCAAGCUACAGGGACUGUUCCCAGGAUGGAAGGGCGGUCAGGCGGCAGCGAGGCAGUCGCCUGGCGGACCACAACGAAUGAGCUCGAACACAUCACAACCGCCCAGCAGCGCUGGCCUGCAGCAGAGUUGGGGCCAGAAUCCCAUGCAGAUGCAACAGCAGCCGCAACAGCAGCCAAAGAUGGAGCCUCCGCAAUAA
This is a messenger RNA of Didymella exigua CBS 183.55, 774 nucleotides long. RefSeq lists its product as uncharacterized. The transcript is spliced from 2 exons. Lineage: Eukaryota; Fungi; Ascomycota; Dothideomycetes; Pleosporales; Didymellaceae. The annotation marks the transcript as partial. The record is from RefSeq and is a predicted model, not a curated record.